GUUACACUGUACUAACUGAAACGGUUAUUCGUCUGACGUCUGAUUGGUAACUGAUUAGUAGCUUGAAAGAAGCUUGGUGGUUAGCUGGAAUUACCGAGGAAUGAAAAUAUUUAAAUUUGAUCCAAACAAGUUGUAUUAAACUAGUAUUUCUACAAACACAACUCAUUCAAGUCGCGGUUGGCUGUGAUGAUGUCUUUUAAUGGGACAGUUGUACUAAUCUUUUGUUUAAUAAUAUUACAAACAGUGUAUGCCCAAAUCGGGAGUUCGUGUAGAACUCCCAACGGAGAAUCGGCGAAAUGUAAAUCAAUUUAUGAUUGCAAGCUCCUCCUGGAUGCUGUACAAUCGCGGAAUGCGGAGCAGCUAAGAUUCUUAAGGGAAUCGCAAUGUGGAUAUGACAGAAAACCUUUGGUGUGUUGCGGCACCAAGGAUAAUUUCUCUCCGACCAUUAGAACAGUCAGACCGACCAACCGAAAUGGGCCAGGCGUUAGGAAUCCUGCCAUUCCUGACAGGUCAAAGUGUGGUUUUCAGGAAAAAGAAAAAAUUUUUGGUGGGGUAAACACCGAUUUUAAUGAAUUUCCUUGGAUGGCGCUGUUGGAAUACAAAAAUGCCUCUAAUAGUAAGAAAUUUUCUUGUGGCGGCGCCAUAAUAUCUAAAAGAUAUAUCAUCACAGCCGCUCAUUGUAUUACUGGUGACAUCUCGAAAAAAGUUGGACAACUGGUGAACGUACGAUUGGGUGAAUGGGAUCUCAGACAAGAAGUAGACUGCGUCACAACAGCUGGAUUUAAUAUCUGCAAUAAACCUCCUGAGAAUUUUGGAAUCGAACAAACUUUGGUCCAUCCAGACUAUGACAUCAGAUCUGCUGAUAGAUAUGGUGAUAUAGCAUUGAUUAGAGUUAACAGAGAGAUCAAAUACUCAGAUUUCAUUCGUCCAAUUUGUUUGCCUUUGCCCAAUGAAGCAUCCACUGUCGGUGAAGAGUUGUACGUCGCAGGUUGGGGCAAGACGGAAUUUGUAAACUUGAAUCCUGUCAAAUUGAAACUAGGCGUACCAAUUGCUGAGAGAUCGCACUGCGUUAAAAACUUCAAAUCGGCUGGUGUUAAUCUGGACGAGACCCAAAUAUGUGCUGGAGGACAAAAAGGAAAGGACUCUUGCACAGGUGACAGUGGGGGACCUCUAAUGAGAACAGCCAAAAAUGAUACGGCUCAAUGGUAUAUGGAAGGUAUAGUUUCUUUUGGAGCAAAUUGUGGAACGGAAGGAUGGCCUGGGGUCUACACGAAAGUGUCUAAAUAUGUUGACUGGAUACACGAAAAUGUUAGAGAUUAGUGGAAACCAAAUGUUGUAAAAACUAUUGUAGCAAGUCCGCCUUUGUAAUUUACAUUUUAGAUUGUAAUAAAAAUUUAAGAUAUCAA
Anoplophora glabripennis (Asian longhorned beetle) is the source of this 1406-nucleotide messenger RNA. RefSeq names its product serine protease 7-like. Gene Ontology annotation, biological process: proteolysis. The transcript is spliced from 6 exons. The record is from RefSeq and is a predicted model, not a curated record. The coding region runs from base 187 to 1320 and encodes 377 amino acids. Gene Ontology annotation, molecular function: serine-type endopeptidase activity. Lineage: Eukaryota; Metazoa; Arthropoda; Insecta; Coleoptera; Cerambycidae.